CUAGAAGGCGACAUAAAACGGUUAAUAUUACCUGAGGACUUUGAGCGUUUGAAGAGGAUGACGCCUUGCGUUCAGAAUCGCCGGUGCUUGUCGGUGUCUCCUCUCGCUAUAGAGGUUGUCAUGGUAAACGGCGAGCGGUCGUAAACGGGUCGCUCGGCCCGGAGGUUAAAAGGCGGCAGCGCUGCGGAGCUCUGCGUGUUUCUCUGAGCUGCUGCACUCGUCAUGCCCGCGAGCUGUGGAGGGUCAGUCCUCUGCACACUUCAGGAUAAAAACCAAGAGCUGUUUGAAGAGGUAUCGUGUUCGUCGUCGUUGUCUUUGUCGCCAAGCUCUUCACCUCAUGCCAUGACAGAGAAAGCCAUAUGUACCAGUUGCGGUACUGAGAUUGUAGAUAAAUAUCUGCUCAAGGUGAACGACAUGUGCUGGCACGUGAGAUGCCUGUCGUGCAGUGUGUGCCAAACAUCCCUGGGCAGGCAUAUCAGCUGUUAUAUUAAAGAAAAGGAGAUUUUUUGUAAACUGGAUUACUUCAGGAAAUACGGAACACGUUGCGCUCACUGUGGCAGAAACAUCCAUUCAAAUGACUGGGUUCGCAGAGCAAAAGGAAACACCUACCACCUUGCAUGUUUUGCCUGCUUCUCCUGCAAGAGGCAGCUGUCCACAGGGGAAGAGUUUGCACUGGUGGAUGAGAGGGUUCUGUGUCGUGUGCACUAUGACUGUAUGUUGGACAACCUGAAGCGUGCCAUGGAGAAUGGAAAAGGAGUGAAUGUGGAGGGCGCUGUUCCAUCAGAGCAGGAAGUAAAUCAGCCUAAACCAGCCAAGAGGGCACGCACAAGUUUUACAGCUGACCAGUUACAGGUGAUGCAAGCCCAGUUUGCUCAGGACAACAAUCCAGAUGCUCAGACAUUACAAAAGUUGGCAGAAAGGACUGGUCUCAGCCGGAGGGUAAUUCAGGUUUGGUUCCAGAACUGUCGAGCUCGUCAUAAGAAGCAUGUCAGCCCAAACCACUCUUCAGCCGCACCAGUGUCAUCCCUGCAGUCGGCCCGUCUCUCUCCUCCUCUAAUAGAUGAACUUCAGUACACUGCUUUUGCCCCUGUGGACACACCAAUGCUGACUGCACUACACUCCUAUAUGGACGUCCACUCUCCCACUUCCCUGGUGCUGCAGCCUCUCCUGCAGCACUCGAUGACACAGCUGCCCAUCAGCCAUGCCUGAGAUGCUGCCACAGACCCACCGUCAGGUCAGAGGACAGCAUGAGGAAAUAUUGACUGAGUCUUGAUCAAGACCCAUGCUACUUUCUUUCAUGGGCACUUACUGAAGGAUUUGCAAAGAACGAAAAAAGCAACGUUUCAGCCUAAUUGUGAAAGAGUCUGAAGUUUUUGUUUAAUAUAUAUUAUAUUAUCUAUAUAGUGAUGGAAUAAAUGGCGUUUAAUUUAUUUCUUGUAUGUGAUUUGAGCACUUUGUUUUAAAAUAAAUCUACCAUGGAUUUCUUAGUUUCUGGUUUAGUCAACACAUUUUUUUUGUUUU
Danio aesculapii is the source of this 1521-nucleotide messenger RNA. RefSeq names its product LIM homeobox 8a (gene lhx8a). Bases 223 to 1209 code for a protein of 328 amino acids. Gene Ontology annotation, cellular component: nucleus. The record is from RefSeq and is a predicted model, not a curated record. Gene Ontology annotation, biological process: regulation of transcription by RNA polymerase II; neuron differentiation; forebrain neuron development. Lineage: Eukaryota; Metazoa; Chordata; Actinopteri; Cypriniformes; Danionidae. Gene Ontology annotation, molecular function: RNA polymerase II transcription regulatory region sequence-specific DNA binding; DNA-binding transcription factor activity, RNA polymerase II-specific. The transcript is spliced from 8 exons.